Drosophila bipectinata is the source of this 343-nucleotide messenger RNA. It is a transcript of the gene sloth1, whose product is annotated as sloth 1. The record is from RefSeq and is a predicted model, not a curated record. NCBI's taxonomy places the organism in Eukaryota, Metazoa, Arthropoda, Insecta, Diptera, Drosophilidae.
ACAUGUGACAGCAUCAACAGAUACAGGCAACACCUGCACAUUUCGCCGGGAAAGAGGCCGAAAGAGACGCACAAUUAUAUAAUACCGGAAAACACAUGAGUCUGUACAGCGGCUCCGUCCGUCGUCUCCUGGACAGUUGGCCCGGAAAGAAGCGCUUUGGUGUCUACCGCUUCCUGCCGCUCUUCUUUUUACUGGGAGCCGGCCUGGAAUUCUCUAUGAUCAACUGGACAGUGGGAGAGACUAAUUUCUAUCGCACUUUUAAGCGUCGUCAGGCCAAAAACUACGUCGAGGAGCAGCAGCACUUGCACGAAAGACAGGACCAGAGCUCGCAAUAGAGUAUAAU